Molecule: messenger RNA, 2188 nt
Organism: Sinocyclocheilus rhinocerous
Lineage: Eukaryota; Metazoa; Chordata; Actinopteri; Cypriniformes; Cyprinidae
Product: trithorax group protein osa-like
Exons: 1
Coding region: 1-1059 (352 amino acids)
Biological process (GO): regulation of transcription by RNA polymerase II
Cellular component (GO): nuclear body
Source: RefSeq, a predicted model, not a curated record
AUGCUGAAAGUCAACGAUUUUUGCUUUCUUGCAGGUCCAGGUCGACCGCUCCCUCCAGAGUGUGGUGGAUAUCCUCUGGGAGCUUCUCAACAGCUGAAUUCCUCCAUGCUCUCCCAUAGUGGUCCUUUACCCACAAACCAAAUGGGUCUUUCCUCCAGUUCGGUCUCUCAGAUGGGCCCGACGGUUGGAGGAUAUGUGUGCGGCAAAGGUUCCAAACAACCCCUCUGCCACCCGUCGCAAGACUUUGGAAUGGCGAUGCAGCCUGGCCAGAUCAUGAUGGGAAUGGGUGGGCCUCCACGUCAACCGUUACACCCAGCUCACGCUGUGACGCGACCAGGAAUGCCAUGCCCCAACUUACCAGGUGGUCCCGUGCAGACCCACCACCUGCGGCAGGCAUUGCACCAAGCUGGAGCUCUUCAGUCACGCAUGAUGUUCCCUCCCCAGCAGCAGCAGCCCACGUCACAGUCCCAGCUCUGGCAGCACCAACAAGGGGUUCAACCGCAUAUAAACUCUGCGAACCACCCACAUCCUUUCCCCGCCAUAGGAGCCCUAUCUGGAUGUGGAGGUCCUCAGUUUCCACAGCGAUCCGGCAUGGCAGGUAUGCCAGCCAACUUCCCUGGUUCCCGUCCUCCUCCUAAUCAGGUAGCCCCUGGUUUGGUUGGCAGACAGGACCAGAAGAUGCCCACCACCCAGCCGCUAUCCUCCAUGUCCCAACAGAACCUCAGAAUGCGAGGUCCACUUUCCGCUCUAGCUGUUAUGAAACCAGGAGGUCCAUCCAUGAUGCACCCUGCCCAUGGGAUGGGACCUCCUAGUUACCAGACUGCUUCUGCAGGGAAACACUGUUCACCACAGGGCUACAACCCCAGAGAUAAACUGCCUUCCUAUGACUACACCCCACAGCAUCAGAGCAAUGGGGCAAUGGCAGCGGGGCUACAAGGACCUGGAGGAGGAGGCGGUGGAGGUGCAGAGGUAGACUUCAUAGACACUCUGGUGGGCAACAACGAAGACUGGCUGAACAAUCUCACCAUGAUAGAUGAAUACCUUGAGCAAAACUCAUAGGGACUGAUCAAGAGCGUCUUAGGUUCGAAAAUCACUACACAGCGCAAGAAUGGGUUUGUGGGGUCAUCGCUCUGUAAAGGCAUGUUUACACCAAGAGCGCUAACUAUAACAAGAACUAUAUUAGUGUCCACACCAACGGACGGGAACUUUCUUUUUGUUAUAACCGCGCAUUUGUCUGCAGCUUUAAGGCCCCGAUAUACUCACUUUAUUGUUCUUCGCUUAGUAAAAAGAAGUUUUGAGAUACGCAAUCAGCUAUAUUCUGUUAGAGAACAUCCUGACGCCAUGGACCAGUGGUAGCAGUUCCAAGGUGUUUACUUUUCCAGAAAGUUUGCUUGGGCAAGCUGUUUCGAGCUCCAGAAACUAACUUUGUUUUGGGCUGAUUUUGUUCUAAAUCAUGAAGUAUAUUGGGUCCUAUAUACAUGCAAGCUUGGGUGGCAUCUGAUUGGCUUAAAAACCUUUUAGUUCAUUGUUAUAAUUAUCAUCUUUGGUGUGAAUGAACCUUAAAGUCCUAAAGCGUUUUUUUUUUCUCAUGGUUAGCAUUAGUGAGAAUGUAUCGAUGGAAAGGAGGCACUGCUUAGGCGCUGCUAAGCCUGGCUUUGGCCGUCAUUAAACUGACUUAUAUUAUAAGAUGCCUUUCCUUUUGUCAAUGGUUUUAAUAAUAUUGUAAUUAUCAUCAAAUUUAUUAUGGAGUGAAACACUGAUUUAUGAAAACAUGGGCUUUCCCCAGCAGUGUAAAGAAAGUUCUCAUUCAGUUAAAGGGAUAGUUCGCCGAAAAAGAACAAUUCUGUCAUCAUUUACUUGCCCUUAUGUCUUUCCAAAUCUGUAUGACAGAAUACAUUUUGAAGAUCAAUUUUUUGUCUGUUCAGUGGAAGUUAAUGGGGUUUAAAACAACCCUAACUUUCAUUGUAUGGGCAAAACACUUUUUAUUUACUUAUUUACAUGGGGUGAGUAGAUGAUGACAGAAUUGUCCUUUUUGGGUGAACUGUCACUUUAAUGCAAUGUGGUAACAGUAUUGUUGGCAGUCUCAUGCCAGACCAGGCUCAUAUGUGCAGCUUUUCAUUCUUGCUAUUUGAAAAGCAUAUGAAAUCUUUUUUAGUGAUGAACUAUUUGAGGGUAUUUCAAAAGGGGC